AUGUACGCCAAAACCGCCCUCAUUGCCGCUCUUGCCGGCUCAGCCGCUGCCAUCAUCGACAUCAGACCGGAGCGUAUCCGCCGGGAUGUGCUCCCUCGUCAAACUUCUAAUCCCACCGCCGACCCGUGCAUCAACGCCCUCGGCACAGUCUACGCCAAUGCGCCUACUCCUCCCCCCAAGAUCGUCUCCUACGAGAUGACCGCUCCUCCCCAGACCAACCCAUGCAGCGUCACCGUCCCCGCGGAGCUCAGCGCCGACUACUCCAGUUACACCUCGGCGGUCCUCAGCUGGGUCGAUGCCAACUCGGCUUCCAUUGCGUCUGCAAUGUCUGUGUGCUCCACACUCACUGACCUUACGGCCGAGAUCCCUGUCUGCACGGCCACCGGAGGUGCUGCCGCCUCCGGUUCUUCGUCUCCCACGGCCACGGAUGAUGGCGACUCGCCCAGCGCGACUGGGAAGGCAACCGGAUCCGCGACCGGUGCCGGUGGCAGCAACCCCACUGGUACUCGCAACAGCCCUUCGCAGGUCACUCCUAAUGCCGGACCCCGUGAGACCGGCAUGGUCGCUGCGGCGGUUGUUGCGGCCGGUUUCAUUGGUGUCGCUGCUCUCUUGUAA
This is a messenger RNA of Colletotrichum spaethianum, 615 nucleotides long. RefSeq lists its product as uncharacterized. NCBI's taxonomy places the organism in Eukaryota, Fungi, Ascomycota, Sordariomycetes, Glomerellales, Glomerellaceae. The coding region runs from base 1 to 615 and encodes 204 amino acids. The record is from RefSeq and is a predicted model, not a curated record. The transcript has a single exon.